Molecule: messenger RNA, 699 nt
Organism: Dermatophagoides farinae (American house dust mite)
Lineage: Eukaryota; Metazoa; Arthropoda; Arachnida; Sarcoptiformes; Pyroglyphidae
Cellular component (GO): membrane
Source: RefSeq, a predicted model, not a curated record
CAAUUUUUUCUUUGGCUUGGCUUUUCAUACAGCCAUCAUUUUUAUACCAAUAGUUGAUUUUCAAAAGCAACAAACACUCUAUUGGAAAAGAACUAGAACCAUUAUAAGAAGAGCAACAUCUUUAUGUGCAUAUCUAGCGCCAAGUGGAGAACAAAAUUUCAUUCGAAUCAACAUCAUCAUCAUCAUCUUUACAUACAUCCAACAAUAUAUAUCGAUAAUCAAUAAUCAAAAUGGCUGAAAUAACUUAUACUACUGAAGAACCAUUCUUUGAUACGGAAUUUAUUUCAACCAAACUUGGUUUGGUUCGAAUUUGUCAAUUUGUUAUUUCAUUGUUGAGUUUGAUUGUCAUCGAAAUACCUCGUUGCAAAUUCUUACGUAGUGUCAACUUUUAUGUGUUCAUUGCUUCGUAUUGUCUAAUAUUUUCCAUAUUAGUGAUAAUCAUAUUUAUCACACGUUUCUAUCGACAACUUGAACAAUAUAUUAAUCUUCCUUUGACGUUAAUGGCCAAUGAAGUGGUCGCCUUGAUUCUUUGGUUGAUUGCCUCAUUUUUCAUCAUAUUUGCUAGUUGUGACCAUGGACCACAGGUUGCUUAUAUUAUUGCAGGUAUUCUCGGCUUUCUUGCAAUGAUUGCUUUUUCAUAUUCUUUGAAAAUAUCAUACAAUUGGUUUCGAAAUGGAACAUUAACAGUUUCGGCAUAAU